Messenger RNA from Cladophialophora immunda, 1860 nucleotides. RefSeq lists its product as uncharacterized. Gene Ontology annotation, biological process: protein ubiquitination; mRNA splicing, via spliceosome; DNA repair. Gene Ontology annotation, molecular function: protein binding; ubiquitin protein ligase activity. Gene Ontology annotation, cellular component: Prp19 complex; U2-type catalytic step 1 spliceosome; cytoplasm. Bases 133 to 1569 code for a protein of 478 amino acids. The transcript is spliced from 5 exons. NCBI's taxonomy places the organism in Eukaryota, Fungi, Ascomycota, Eurotiomycetes, Chaetothyriales, Herpotrichiellaceae. The record is from RefSeq and is a predicted model, not a curated record.
AGUACGUGCAGGUGGAUUUGCCCUGGUCUUUUGUCAUAGUCCGUGAUUGCUCAUUGAAGCUAUUCUUAGACGAAAUCCGUGUCCUACCUCCCGAUCAAUCGCUAUCCUCUUUGUUGGAGCAGUUUUGCGACAAUGUUGUGCGCAAUCUCGGGAGAGGCGCCGCAGGUCCCAGUGGCCUCACGCAAGAGUGGGAAUGUCUACGAAAAGCGCCUCAUCGAAGCAUAUAUCAGCGAGAACGGCACCGAACCCACGACGGGAGAGAGCCUGUCCGUCGAAGACCUGAUCGACCUUAAGAGCCCCAACGUCGUCUAUCCACGACCUCCACAGAUGACCUCGAUACCUGCGAUGCUCUCUUUCUUCCAAAACGAAUGGGAUGCUUUGGCGCUUCAGACGUACACUUUGCAACAGAAUCUUCACCAGGCUCGACAAGAGCUCAGCACGGCCCUGUACGAAAAUGAUGCGGCGGUACGGGUCAUUGCACAGCUCACAAAAGAGAGAGACGAGGCACGAGCGACGCUGGCACAGAUAAAUAUCAGCAGAGGAGCUCCUGCCAACACAAACGGCGAUGCCAUGCAAGUCGACAGUGCCCCAUUACCACAAUCCGUCGUCGAGAAGAUUGAAAACUCCCAACAAAGUUUGUCGAAAACCCGGCGGAAACGACCGGUGCCAGAAGAAUGGGCCUCCUCGGACGCCAUAUCAGCGUACACGUCAAGAUCAGCCUCGAAACCAUUGUUUCCUGGUGGCCGUGUGCUUGCCGUGCACGAGGCAGGAGAUCUGAUCCUAGUCGCAGGCACCCAAGGGGGCGUCUACUCACUGUCGGAGAACACGUUAUCAUAUGCGCUCGACUUCGGUGAAGGAGACGCCACCAGCGGUCUCUGGGCUCAUGACAGGGCGGUUGUUGCAACGUCAGCAGGCGCAGUCAAGGUAUUUGAGAAGGAUCAGGAAGUCUCGUCUUUCGCAGUCCACGCCGGACAGGCGAAUGGGGUGGCUCUACACCCCAGCGGCAGCAUUCUCGCCUCUGUUGGAGAAGACAAGACAUAUAUUCUCUAUGACCUCGAAUCCAGCCGAGUUCUUACUCAGGUUUCGAGUAACUCCAGUCUUCGUUGUACUCAAUUCCACCCUGACGGUCACCUAUUGGCGGCGGGCGGUGUCGAUGGCCAAAUCAAGAUAUUCGAUGUCAAAUCCGGCGCGGAAGCCGCGACGUUCGACCUUGGUGGCCCUGUGCGAUGUAUCUUUUUCUCCGAAAACGGCAUAUGGUUGGCGGGGGUAACGGAGAAGUCGUCGACCAUCUCGAUCUGGGACUUGAGGAAAGCAACCGAAAUCACAACCAUUGAGACGGGCAGCCAGAUCGAAUCCAUCAGCUGGGACUACACUGGACAAUUCCUGGGGGUUGCAGGACAAGAUGGAGUUACGGUCGAACAUUAUUCCAAGGCGUCCAAAGAAUGGUCGGAGAUCCUCAAACGAGGGACGCCGGCGACACAAAUUGCAUGGGGCCAACAUGCUCAGAGUCUAAUCGCUCUGAAUGAGGACGGGGUGAUUACGACCCUGGGCGCGGCAACGGAAGGAUAGGGGGAGGUGAUUCCCUGUUACUUGUAUACAGACAGGACGGAAGGCAAGGUAGCAUUGAUACCCAUAAUUGAUGUGAGAUCCAGAGGGCGGGGUUUUCCUGGGAUGCGGCGGUGAUAGCUGAAAAAAAUCAAGGGAAAAGAAAGCCAGGGCAACGCGAAAAGGAAUUGGAAGUUGCGUCGACAGAUGGUCUCUUUGUCCGCCUGCGAUGGCAUGUACAAACAAUCAAAAAUGAACCAGCUUCCAUGGUGGUGUUCUGUUCUGGUUGCUGCCUUUAUAUGGACACGGCUCAGG